GGAAGCCACGCCCACCGCGCACUUCGGGCUCCCGCCCGCUCCUUCAGUGCUCCUGGGCCGACCCGGCCUCGCCUUCCCAAUGGCGCAAGUUCCGGGGGAAGUGGACAACAUGGAGGGGCUACCUGCCCCCAACAACAACAACCCUGCGGCCCGCUGGGAGAGUCCCGACCGGGGCUGGGAGCGGGAGCCGCCGGCCGCCUCCACCGCAGCUGCUUCGCUCUUCGAGUGCUCCCGGAUCAAGGCCUUGGCAGAUGAGCGGGAGGCCGUGCAGAAGAAAACUUUCACCAAGUGGGUGAACUCGCAUCUCGCCCGCGUGGGCUGCCACAUCGCCGAUCUCUACUCGGACCUCCGGGAUGGCUUCGUGCUCACGCGGCUCCUGGAAGUGCUGUCGGGGGAGCAGCUGCCGAGGCCUACGCGCGGCCGCAUGCGGAUCCACUCGCUGGAGAACGUGGACAAGGCGCUGCAGUUCCUGAAAGAGCAGCGCGUCCACCUGGAAAAUGUGGGAUCGCACGACAUCGUGGACGGGAAUCACCGGCUGACGCUGGGAUUGGUCUGGACCAUAAUCCUGCGCUUUCAGAUUCAGGUCAUCAAAAUUGAGACUGAGGACAACAGGGAGACGCGCUCGGCCAAGGACGCCCUGCUCUUGUGGUGCCAGAUGAAGACGGCUGGUUACCCCGAGGUAAACAUCCAGAAUUUCACCACCAGCUGGCGGGAUGGUCUGGCCUUCAAUGCCCUCAUCCACCGGCACAGGCCCGACCUCGUGGACUUCAGCAAACUCGCCAAGUCCAACGCCAACUACAACCUGCAGAGGGCCUUCCGCACGGCGGAGCAGCACCUGGGGCUGGCGCGGCUGCUGGACCCUGAAGAUGUGAACAUGGAGGCCCCAGAUGAGAAAUCCAUCAUCACCUAUGUGGUCUCUUUCUACCACUAUUUCUCCAAGAUGAAGGCUCUGGCUGUGGAGGGGAAGCGGAUCGGGAAGGUGCUGGACCAGGUGUUGGAGGUGGGAAAGAUCAUAGAGCGCUACGAGGAGCUGGCGGCCGAGCUGCUGGCCUGGAUCCACCGCACCAUUGCCCUCAUCAGCAACCAGAAGUUUGCCAACUCCCUGAGCGGGGUGCAGCAGCAGCUGCAGGCUUUCACGGCCUACUGCACACUGGAGAAGCCCGUCAAGUUUCAGGAGAAGGGCAACCUGGAGGUGCUGCUCUUCAGCAUCCAGAGCAAACUCCGGGCCUGCAACCGUCGCCUCUUCGUGCCUCGGGAGGGCUGCGGCAUCUGGGAUAUAGACAAGGCAUGGGGCCAGCUGGAGAAGGCGGAGCAUGAGCGGGAGGCUGCCCUGCGGGCCGAGCUGAUCCGACAGGAGAAGCUGGAACUCCUGGCCCAGAGGUUCGACCACAAGGUGGUGAUGAGGGAGAGCUGGCUGAACGAGAACCAGCGCCUGGUCUCCCAGGACAACUUUGGGUACGAGCUGCCGGCAGUGGAGGCAGCCAUGAAGAAGCACGAGGCCAUUGAGGCGGACAUCGCAGCCUACGAGGAGCGGGUGCAGGGUGUGGCGGAACUGGCGCAGGCGUUGGCAGCCGAAGGCUACUAUGAUGCCCGGCGGGUGGCCGCUCAGCGUGACAGCGUCCUGCGCCAGUGGGCCCUGCUGACCGGACUAGUAGGUGCCCGGAGAAGCCGGCUCGAGCAGAACCUGGCCCUGCAGAAGGUCUUCCAGGAGAUGGUCUACAUGGUGGACUGGAUGGAGGAGAUGCAGGCUCAGCUGCUGUCCCGGGAGUGCGGGCAGCACCUGGUGGAGGCGGACGACCUGCUGCAGAAGCAUGGGCUGCUGGAGGCAGACAUUGCGGCCCAGAGCGAGCGCGUGGAAGCCCUCAACGCCGCAGCCCUGCGUUUCUCCCACCUGCAGGGCUACCAACCCUGCGACCCGCAGGUCAUCUGCAACCGCGUGAACCACGUGCACGGCUGUCUGGCAGAGCUGCAGGAGCAGGCGGCGCGGCGACGCGCGGAGCUGGAAGCCUCACGGAGCCUGUGGGCGCUGCUGCAGGAGCUGGAGGAGGCCGAGUGCUGGGCGCGCGACAAGGAGCGCCUCCUGGAGGCCGCGGGCGGCAGCGGCGCGGGCGGCCUGCGGCGCCAGCUAGCGGCGCUGGGGGGCGCCAGUGGGGCCGGGCCGCUGGUGGUGGCGCUGCAGGUGCGCGUGGUGGAGGCCGAACAGUUGUUCGCCGAGGUGACCGAGGUGGCCGCGCUGAGGCGUCAGUGGCUGCGGGACGCGCUCGCUGUGUACCGCAUGUUUGGCGAGGUCCACGCGUGCGAGCUGUGGAUCGGCGAGAAGGAGCAAUGGCUGCUCGCCAUGCGGGUGCCUGAUUCGCUCGACGACGUCGAGGUGGUACAGCACCGCUUCGAGAGCCUGGACCAGGAGAUGAACAGUCUGAUGGGCCGUGUGCUGGACGUGAACCACACGGUGCAGGAGCUGGUUGAAGGAGGUCACCCCAGCUCGGACGAGGUGCGCUCCUGCCAGGACCACCUGAACAGCAGGUGGAACCGCAUUGUGGAGCUGGUAGAACAGCGCAAAGAGGAGAUGAGCGCGGUGCUGCUGGUGGAGAACCACGUGCUGGAGGUGGCCGAGGUGCGUGCCCAGGUGCGAGAGAAGCGGCGAGCGGUGGAGAGCGCGCCCCGGGCCGGCGGCGCCCUGCAAUGGCGCCUCAGCGGUCUAGAAGCCGCUUUGCAAGCGCUCGAGCCGCGCCAGGCGGCCCUUCAGGAGGAGGCAGAGCUCCUGGCUGCGCGCUUCCCUACCCAAGCCACGAGGCUGCAGCAGGGCGCGCAGGAGCUGGGUGCUGAGUGGGGCGCGCUGGCCGGCGCGGCUCAGGCCUGCGGCGAGGCACUGGCGGCGGCUGGGCGCCUCCAGCGUUUCCUGCACGAUUUGGACGCUUUCCUGGACUGGCUCGUGCGUGCCCAGGAGACAGCGGGUGGCAGCGAGGGGCCCCUGCCCAGCAGCCUGGAAGAGGCGGACGCACUGCUGGCACGCCACGCUGCGCUCAAGGAGGAGGUGGACCAGCGCGAGGAGGACUAUGCGCGCAUCGUGGCAGCCAGCGAGGCGCUCCUGGCAGCCGACGGCGCCGAGCUGGGCCCAGGCCUGGCACUGGACGAAUGGCUGCCACAUCUUGAACUCGGCUGGCACAAACUGCUCGGCCUGUGGGAGGCGCGUAGGGAGGCGCUGGUCCAGGCGCACAUCUACCAGCUCUUCUUGCGCGAUCUACGCCAGGCGCUGGCCGUGUUGCGCAACCAGGAGGUGGCGCUGUCAGGCGCGGAGCUCCCAGGCACCGUGGAAUCGGUGGAAGAGGCAAUAAAACGGCACCGGGAUUUUCUCACCACGAUGGAGCUGAACCAGCAAAAGAUGCAGGUGGCCGUGCAGGCUGCGGAGGCCCUGCUCAGGCAGGGCAACGCCUACGGGGAGCAGGCCCAGGAGGCCGUGGCCCGGCUGCUGGAGAAGAGCCAGGAAAACCAGCUUCGGGCCCACCAGUGGAUGCAGAAACUACACGACCAGCUUGGACUGCAGCACUUUCUCCGAGACUGCCACGAGCUGGAUGGCUGGAUCCAUGAGAAGAUGCUGAUGGCGAGGGAUGGCACUCGGGAGGACAGCCACAAGCUGCACAAGAGAUGGCUCCGGCACCAGGCAUUCAUGGCCGAGCUGGCUCAGAAUAAGGAGUGGCUGGAGAAGAUCGAGAGGGAGGGCCAGCAACUGAUGCAGGAGAAGCCGGAGCUGGCGGCCUCUGUGCGGAAGAAGCUGGGGGAGAUCCGGCAGUGCUGGGCGGAGCUGGAGAGCACGACCCAGGCCAAGGCGCGGCAGCUCUUCGAGGCCAGCAAAGCCGACCAGCUAGUGCAGAGCUUUGCUGAGCUGGACAAGAAGCUCCUCCACAUGGAAAGCCAGCUGCAAGACGUGGACCCUGGUGGGGACCUGGCCACCGUCAACAGCCAGCUCAAGAAGCUGCAGUCGAUGGAGUCCCAGGUGGAGGAGUGGUACCGCGAGGUGGGAGAGUUGCAAGCGCAGACCGCGGCGUUGCCGUUGGAGCCGGCGAGCAAGGAGCUGGUGGGCGAGCGGCAGAACGCGGUGGGCGAGCGCCUGGUGCGCCUGCUCGAGCCGCUGCAGGAGCGCCGCCGCCUGCUGCUGGCCUCCAAGGAGCUGCACCAGGUGGCGCACGACCUGGACGACGAGCUGGCGUGGGUUCAGGAGCGGCUGCCACUGGCCAUGCAGACGGAGCGGGGCAGCAGCUUGCAGGCUGUCCAGCAGCACAUCAAGAAGAACCAGGGUUUGCGGCGCGAGAUCCAGGCGCACGGGCCGCGCCUGGAGGAGGUGCUGGAGCGCGCGAGCGCGCUGGCAUCGCUGCGCAGCCCCGAGGCGGAGGCCGUGCGCCGCGGCCUGGAGCAGCUGCAGAGCGCCUGGGCCGGACUGCGGGAGGCGGCGGAGCGGCGGCAGCAGUCCCUGGACGCCGCCUUCCAGGUGGAGCAGUACUACUUCGACGUGGCUGAGGUGGAGGCGUGGCUGGGCGAGCAGGAGCUGCUCAUGAUGAGUGAGGACAAGGGCAAGGAUGAACAGAGCACCCUGCAGCUGCUCAAGAAGCACCUGCAGCUGGAGCAGGGCGUGGAGAACUACGAGGAAAGCAUCGCGCAGCUGUCGCGCCAGUGCCGGGCGCUGCUGGAGAUGGGGCACCCCGACAGCGAGCAGAUCAGCCGGCGGCAGUCUCAGGUGGACCGUCUGUACGUGGCGCUCAAGGAGCUGGGUGAGGAACGCAGGGUGGGCCUGGAGCAGCAGUACUGGCUGUACCAGCUCAGCCGCCAGGUGGAUGAGCUGGAGCACUGGAUUGCGGAGAAGGAGGUGGUGGCCGGCUCGCCUGAGCUGGGCCAGGACUUUGAGCAUGUCUCGGUGUUGCAGGAGAAAUUCUCAGAGUUCGCCAGCGAGACAGGCACAGCAGGGCGCGAGCGGCUGGCGGCCGUGAACCAGAUGGUGGAUGAGCUGAUCGAGUGUGGCCAUACGGCAGCGGCCACCAUGGCCGAGUGGAAGGACGGGCUGAACGAGGCAUGGGCCGAGCUGCUGGAGCUCAUGGGCACACGGGCCCAGCUGCUGGCCGCCUCUCGGGAGCUGCAUAAAUUCUUCAGCGAUGCCCGGGAGCUUCAAGGACAGAUUGAGGAGAAGCGGAGGAGGCUGCCCCGCCUCACCGCUCCACCCGAGCCGAGACCCAGUGCCAGCUCCAUGCAGCGUACCCUGCGAGCCUUUGAGCAUGACCUGCAGCUCCUCGUGUCCCAGGUCCGGCAGCUGCAGGAGGGGGCGGCCCAGCUGCGGACCGUGUAUGCGGGUGAGCACGCUGAGGCCAUCGCCAGCCGGGAGCAGGAGGUGCUGCAGGGCUGGAAGGAACUGCUGGCAGCCUGCGAGGACGCCCGCCUGCAUGUCAGCUCCACGGCCGAUGCCCUACGCUUCCACAGCCAGGCCCGAGAUCUGCUCUCCUGGAUGGAUGGCAUCGCAGGCCAGAUCGGGGCAGCCGACAAGCCCAGGGACGUGUCGUCAGUGGAGGUGCUCAUGAACUAUCACCAGGGCCUGAAGACCGAGCUGGAGGCAAGGGUGCCUGAGCUGACUGCCUGCCAGGAGCUGGGACGCUCUCUGCUGCUCAACAAGAGCGCCAUGGCUGACGAGAUCCAGGCACAGCUGGACAAACUGGCAACCAGGAAGGAGGAAGUGUCGGACAAGUGGGACCGCCAUUGGGAGUGGCUGCAGCAGAUGCUGGAGGUGCACCAGUUUGCCCAGGAGGCCGUCGUGGCGGACGCCUGGCUGACAGCCCAGGAGCCGCUCCUGCAGAGCCGGGAGCUGGGCAGCAGCGUGGACGAGGUGGAGCAGCUCAUCCGGCGACACGAGGCCUUCCGAAAAGCAGCUGCAGCCUGGGAAGAAAGGUUCAGCUCCCUGCGGCGCCUGACCACGAUUGAGAAGCUCAAGGCGGAACAGAGCAAGCAGCCACCCACCCCGCUGCUGGGGCGCAAGUUCUUCGGGGACCCCACGGAACUGGCAGCCAAGGCGGCGCCCCUGCUGCGGCCAGGGGGCUACGAGCGGGGCUUGGAGCCCUUGGCCCGCCGGGCCUCGGACACGCUGUCGGCCGAGGUGCGGACCCGGGUGGGGUACGUGCGCCAGGAGCUCAAACCCGAGCGCCUGCAGCCGCGCAUCGACCGGCUGCCCGAGGUCCCGGGCAGAGCCGAGCUGGUGGCCCCGCCGGCUGCACCGGCUGCACCGGAGGACGCGGCGGAGACCCCCGGGACCCCUGUGGCGGCGGCGCCUGCGGAGCAGGUCAGGACCCGGCCGGAGCGCCAGGAGUCGGCUGAUCGCGCGGAGGAGCUGCCCCGGAGGCGGCGGACGGAGCGCCAGGAGUCUGCCGAUCAACCCGAGGAGACUGCACGGAGGCGGCGGCCCGAGCGCCAGGAGUCGGCGGAGCACGAGGCGGCGCACAGCCUCACGCUGGGCCGCUACGAGCAGAUGGAGCGGCGGCGGGAGCGGCGGGAGCGGCGGUUGGAGCGGCAGGAGUCUAGCGAGCAGGAGACACCGGCCAGAGGAGACCUGACCAAGGGGAAGGCCACCCUGGCUGACAUUGUGGAGCAGCUGCAGGAGAAAGAGGCAGGCCCAGGGCUCCCUGCUGGGGUGUCGUCGCUGCCUCAGCCUCGGGAGCUUCCCCCUGGCCGUCUGCCCAACGGGCUUGAGCCGCCGGAGCGGACACCACGGCCAGAUCGGCCGCGGGCGCGGGACAGGCCCAAGCCGCGCCGGCGGCCGCGGCCCCGAGAGGGUGGUGAGGGCGGGGGAAGCCGGCGUUCGCGCUCCGCCCCCGCCCAGGGCGGCUCCGCCCCUGCGCCACCGCCACCGCCCACUCACACAGUGCAGCACGAGGGCUUCCUGCUACGCAAGCGCGAGCUCGACGCUAACCGCAAGUCAUCCAACCGGUCGUGGGUGAGCCUGUACUGCGUACUCAGCAAAGGGGAGCUGGGCUUCUACAAGGAUGCCAAAGGCCCGGCAUCCGGGGGCACCCAUGGCGGGGAGCCACUGCUCAGCUUGCACAAGGCCACGAGCGAGGUGGCUAGUGACUACAAGAAGAAGAAACAUGUCUUCAAGCUCCAGACCCAGGAUGGCAGUGAGUUUUUGCUGCAGGCUAAAGAUGAGGAGGAGAUGAACGGUUGGCUGGAGGCGGUCGCUGCCUCGGUGGCAGAACACGCAGAGAUUGCCCGCUGGGGACAGACACUACCCACCACCUCCUCCACGGAUGAAGGCAACCCCAAGCGUGAGGGAGGGGAGCGCAGGGCCAGUGGGCGCAGGAAGUGACUCCCCUAACCCCAGGUCCCGGCGAGUCUCCCUGCCCCUUUUCUCUGCACUGUGGGCACAAAGACACUUUCUCUUCUGCAAGGGUCAGAGCCCCUAUCCAACACUGCGGACUCACAGGACGGGCACUGGAAAGGAGGGGACUUCUCCUGCACCCCAACAAGUGGUGGGGAGAUUGCUGCCCCUAUAGCCAUAUCUCGGCCCCUUCCCGCUCGCCACCCCCCACCCCAGGUGCUGGGGCUCCAUUAUUUUUAUGCAAUAAUUGAGCUUAGUGGGGGCGGGCAGGGGGCCAGUUGAGCCAAGCCCCCUGCCCCAUCGGCAGAUCCUGUCCCAAGAAGCCGGGGUGGUGGGGGCGUUAAUUCCUGGCCUCCUCUCUGCCCUAAGGAUGGGCACGGGGGCGCUGGUGAGGUCCCCUGGACCAUCCAGGGUGCUAGGAGGUGGGGAGGGGACACUCCCUCCCCGCCUUUACCUCACUUCCAAUGCUGCCUUGAUCUCUGUCUGGAUGGGGGAGGGGCCCUAGCCUCUGCACUCCGCCGCCUCGGAGCCAUGUGGUUAAUUCCUGAUUUAGUUUAUUUUUGCAAAAGGUAGACUUCCCCCUCCCCCGCCCCGCAUCCGCGAAGGCUUUUAAUGGGAGGGGCGUCAAAGCUCAGAACUGUCUUCCUCUCUCCUCCCCCCUCCAACUGUAAAUGCCCCUUCACGAGGGGAGGGGUGAGGGGAAGCCCUCCCUUGCACCCCUGCAUGCUUCUGGCUGGAGCAUCUCCCUGAGGAGUGGAGGAAGCGGGUCGUGGACAGUCCCCAUGGCUGCCUGGAGAAGCCGCUGGGGCCCGGGGGUGUGGGGCGGUGUGGCGGGCGCACACUGUAUGUACCUAUAAUAAACCCCUUGGCUUUGACGGUCUACAUU
Messenger RNA from Chinchilla lanigera (long-tailed chinchilla), 8234 nucleotides. RefSeq names its product spectrin, beta, non-erythrocytic 4 (gene Sptbn4). The coding region runs from base 80 to 7336 and encodes 2418 amino acids. Gene Ontology annotation, biological process: actin cytoskeleton organization. Lineage: Eukaryota; Metazoa; Chordata; Mammalia; Rodentia; Chinchillidae. Gene Ontology annotation, molecular function: actin filament binding; phospholipid binding; structural constituent of cytoskeleton. The record is from RefSeq and is a predicted model, not a curated record. The transcript has 37 exons. Gene Ontology annotation, cellular component: spectrin; cortical actin cytoskeleton; cell projection.